CUUUUACUUACUUCACACAUUGAUACAAUGCUUAUAACUACCUAGAUCGUUGUUUACUAACAAUUGAGGAUUUGGGCAGAGUAAAUGUCUUCAGUCGGCUGGCGAAUGCUAUGACCGAGCUGUGAUGAUGGCAUUACGUCAUUAAAUCUGGCACAUGAUAUGAACUUGCAUCCUAGCAAUGUGCCGUCCGCAUUCCUUCUUCCACAACUAUCACCACGACAGCGAAAUUUAUGUCCACGACGACCAGACGCCUUUCUACACGGCGUGGCUCCAUCUCCGCCAACGAUCCGUACGGAAUACAUGAAAACCAUGCCGACCCAGAGUCGACGAGCAGGCUAUCCAUCCUGCGGGUCACUUCAACGGCUAUGCAGCUCAAGCCUCCCCCAGCUCCCCGCCUCAGUUUUGCAUCGUCAUCGUUUAACCAACCAUCGAGCCCUCGUCGCGCUUCGCAGUCUAUCAGCCACGCCCUGACCCCAGACGAACUCGUCCAGCUCGCACGUUCACCAACAGAGAGCUCCCCAGCACUGCAACCCACCUUUACGCCGUUACCUGAUGAUAUCCUUCUUCCAUUCAUUGAUCGCCCAGCUGAGGUUUCCGCACUUAUUUCCAGCCCACCUUCCUCUCGACUGUUCGCCCUGUUACAGCUGACCUUCACUGGUACCAAGACACAUUCUGCUGUAGACCCGGCAAAGUGGUCGUACGCGCAACUCCAUGAUUGGCUCGUCAAGACCACCCGAGAAGAGGCAUCUGACACCCUGUGGGUUGCCUAUGCCCGGGCGUGUAUUCUGGCUCACUCAGAACUUAUAUGGGAACGUGUAAAGGGUGCUCUAGGCAUCCCGCCAGAGCUCGAUAUCUCAGACGAUGGGCUCGACACAUCUGACAUGGAAGACGGAGGUAGAAAAGCAAAAGGACGUUGGGAGGAUUGGGAUGCGAUCAUGGAAUCGUCGGUGGGGAUUACUCAGCAGCCAUCUGUUGAAAGGCCGACGCUGUCGCCAUCGUCUUCAUCAUUGCACAUCGAACCCAUCCUGUCAUCGCCUGCAGCAAGCCCUUUCUAUUCUUCGCCUUCCAAUAACACUAUUGGCCUCGGCGGAAUUAAGGAGGAGGAGGAGAGCGUUACAAGCACCACCCCAUCAGAAGAUGAAGAAGCCAUCCUCCCCGCACAAAUACAUGGCCUUCGUAUCAGUACGACACCGUCCCAAUCUACGUCUACGUCACGGGCCAUUAUAUCCCCGGCACCCUCGCCUACUGUGUCUCGUCGUUCAAGCACCGGGACGCGACGACCUAGUUUCGGCACCUCCACCAGUCCCCACAGCCGGAGUCCGGUCCUCACAGGCAGACGCUCCAGGCCAUCAUCUAUAUCCUCAUUCUCCACCCUAAGUCUUGGACAGUAUCCAUCUAAUGUGGAAGAACGUACAUCGCCGCUCUUCCCCAGCAGCUUUGCUGCACUCAAGUCAAAGGGUAAAGCCUUGAUAUAGGCCAUGAUAGUGAGCCGCUCGUCGAGAAAAGCGUUCAAUGGAUAAGACGCACAAAAAUAUUAUCUUUCUUCUGGUUUUGGAAUACAUGGAUCACAACUAUUGUAUGGGUAUAGUCACUGGAAAAUGUAACAAUCGACACGCGAGCUGCUUCUCGGAGUAACCUUGACUCCCAUUAGACUGCGUGCGAACGAACGCCUGUAUUGAUUUCAGUCUUCUUUGUCCUUCUGAUACUGACUCUUUUCGUGCACCGCACUCCAACUGCUACUCUAGG
Guyanagaster necrorhizus is the source of this 1746-nucleotide messenger RNA. RefSeq lists its product as uncharacterized. The transcript has 2 exons. Bases 231 to 1475 code for a protein of 414 amino acids. Lineage: Eukaryota; Fungi; Basidiomycota; Agaricomycetes; Agaricales; Physalacriaceae. The record is from RefSeq and is a predicted model, not a curated record.